Mollisia scopiformis is the source of this 1455-nucleotide messenger RNA. Its product is annotated as actin binding protein-like protein. Gene Ontology annotation, molecular function: tRNA (cytidine-N3)-methyltransferase activity. Bases 29 to 1090 code for a protein of 353 amino acids. The transcript is spliced from 2 exons. The record is from RefSeq and is a predicted model, not a curated record. Lineage: Eukaryota; Fungi; Ascomycota; Leotiomycetes; Helotiales; Mollisiaceae.
AACCUCUCCACUCUCAUGAUCAAUUACCAUGGCCAGUGAAAUGAAAGCACAGCCUGUUCUGAUAGAGAGCCUGUCGACUUUAACAGUCUGCGACUCGCCAGCUGCGACUGAUCCUCCACAGGAAGCUCCCCCACAUCUUUCUCACGACCCUGAAAAUAACCUGAAGAGAAGCGAUCCCUUUCAAUUUGGCUCGCGCUAUCUCAGUGAAGAAGACAAUGUCUUUGAAUUCAAUGCAUGGGAUCAUGUAGAAACAGAUGAUACUUACAAAGAGUACGCAGAAUUACAAUAUGCUAAACAGCGAGAAGCCCCAGUCUCAGACUUCGAUAAAAACAGAUUCAAUUCCGAUCCUGCGAAGUGGUGGAACAAUUUCUACAAAAAUAACACAGCGAACUUCUUCAAGGAUCGCAAGUGGCUGCAACAAGAAUUUCCUAUCCUGUCUCGAAUCACAAAACCCGACGCCGGUCCCAUUACUCUACUUGAAGUUGGUGCAGGUGCUGGAAACACUGCUUUUCCUAUACUAGCCCAUAAUCAUAAUCCAAGUCUCAAAAUUCAUGCAUGCGAUUUCUCCAAGAAAGCUGUGGACGUGAUUCGUGCGAACGAAGCAUACGAUACCAAGAACAUACAAGCCGACGUCUGGGAUGCUGCCGGUGAGGUUCUACCACCCGGACUGAAAGAAGGGAGCGUUGAUCUAGUCCUGAUGAUCUUCAUCUUCUCCGCCCUAUCGCCAUCUCAGUGGAACCAAGCAGUGCAAAACAUCUUUCGAGUGCUGAAGCCCGGUGGGGAAGUCCUAUUUCGAGACUAUGGUCGAGGCGAUCUAGCUCAAGUGCGCUUCAAGAAGGGUCGCUAUCUAGAGGAAAACUUUUAUAUUCGCGGGGACGGAACGCGGGUCUACUUCUUCGACAAGGAGGAGUUGGUCAAGAUAUGGAGUGGGCAUAAUUCACACGAGGCGCCAUCAAGCAAAGAGACCGGUGCUGGCUUCGAUGUCGUUGACCUCGGGGUCGACAGAAGACUGUUGGUCAAUAGGGCUAAACAAUUGAAGAUGUAUCGUUGUUGGAUGCAGGGACGAUUUCGGAAACAAAUACCAAGAUGAAGCAGCCAUCGAGGUUGCAGCCAAAAAAGGACACACUUUAUACUCUCAGACAUAUUUUGUCAUUCAUGCUCCGGGCACGCUUCCCUCUCCACUGGUACUCGGUUGUCUGCCCGACUAGCCGCAAAGAACAUUCUCAUACCAGCACAAGGUACUACACGAAGUGGCGCCAUCUGAUGGCAUCCACCGAAGACUGACGCGGUCAUUUACCUAGCGGCUAAAAUCUUUGAUGGUUCGACGCCUUCUUUGCUUGCCCGAUUCAGGCACAUGCGCAACCGUUUAAGUCAUCACAGGCUUCUCGGCAGCCUCCUGAGACCCAUACGAGAGAGCUCAUACUUCAUCAUAAUGCAGAUCACAUUCCACCCAAG